UACGGCUGACGCCAAGUUUCACUGUGUUGGCUGGAAUGUUCUCGCUUUUGUUGGCCCCUCCGCGCGAAUGUAGUCAUCAAAAUAACUCAUGUGUCGGUGCCACACGGGUUCAAAGUUAACGCGAGCUUAUGUAGGCGCGCGUCACGCUCGCCGGACGUCCACGCCUGACAAAAACAUGAACUGGCUGCAGCCGCGACACAUCGUAACCGUGUUCCUAUUCUCAGAGGUGGUUCUCGGCGUACUACUCGUGCAGGAGCGCUCGGCAAAUGCACUCGCGGCCGACAAGGAUGCAUCGCACUCCGCGCAAGGCAGUGCGCCUACGGCCGACGACAAAGGGAGCACAGCAAUGUGCGAGAAAAUGAACGCGUGUGAUGACCUGCUAGGCUAUGAAGCGAUUCGAGCCCUGCAUCAACAGCUGGAUGACGAUGACAAUGGAAGCGUUGACAUCGCUGAGACAGAUGAGUUUCUUAGAGACGAGCUGCAGUACGAGAAUGGCUAUGAGCGGCAGAAGAAAUUCCACGGCAACGACAAGUACAUUUCCAUUGAGGAAUUGUGGCAAUCCUGGCAGGUCUCUGAAGUUCAUAACUGGACAGUGGAAGAGACGAUCGAGUGGCUGGUCAGCUGUGUUGAGCUGCCGCAGUAUGCGAAAACCUUUGGAAAUGCAGUGGAUGGCUCCACCCUUCCCAGAAUGGCCGUUGCGAACAACAAUUACCUUAGCAGUGUCCUGGGGAUCAAGGACGUCAUCCACAAACAAAAACUCACCCUGAAGGCCAUGGAUGUAGUGCUCUUUGGACCACCUAAACAUCACAACUACAUCAAGGACGUGCUGUUGGUGCUGUCGCUGGUGAUCGCCAUAGGUGGCUGCUGGUUUGCAUACGUGCAGCACAACUACUCUCAGCUCCACCUGAAGAAGAUGAUGAAAGACAUGGAUAGCCUGCAGAGAGCCGAGGAGCAGCUGUCUGAACUGCAGCGCGAGUUGGACAAGGCCAAGAUGGAACAGGAGACCGCAGUGAUACAAAAGCAAAGGCUGGAGGAUGAAAUCCUCGCUGCCAAGCAAGAACGGGAGUUGUGGAGUUCGGCAGACCCCGACCAGACUCGAAGCAUCGUGGAGUGCCUGCAGGACGAAGUGCGGACUCUGAGGGAUCAGCUGAGCACAGCACAAACUGCGCUGAACUCGGCAGUGAGGUCUGGAGGUACGGGUACCUGGAUACCCCCGCCGUCCCUGCAGCACUGGUUACAGCUGACGCACGAGCUGGAGUCUCGCCACUACAAUGCCAAGAAAGCUGCUGCCGAGAAGCAGCUCCUAGCUGCUAAGGAGGGGUGCGAAAAACUUCGCAAGAAACGUGGGAGCUUCAUGGGCUCUUUUCGCAUCGCACAUGGGAGCUCCAUUGACGACAUCGACAACCGAAUCCUUCAGGCCAAGGCUGCGCUGUCGGAGGUGACGAAGGACCUGCAAGAGCGACUGCACCGCUGGAAGCAGAUCGAGCGACUGUGUGGCUUCUCCAUCGUCAACAACCAGGGGCUGGGCCCCCUGGAGAACAUUCUACGAGGUUCUUUCCUCAAUGGCACUGCUGCCUCCUCUUUGCCCCACUCCUAUUCCGUUGGUAAGAAAAUGAGCCGCUCGGGCAGCGAGGGUACCUUGGCUGAGGAAGAAUCUCCCUUUGGCAUCAGCGCUGUGCAGCAACUCGUGCACAAUUCAACUGCUCUGUUUCUCGCCUCUGUGCCACCGGCUUGCGACCUCAGCAAGUGCGCCCUAGCCGCAGCUGCGGGCUUCCCUCCUUUCCGUGUCGUGCCACUUGACAGCACUAACCUCCCUCAGUCUGCUGCUGCCGCUGCCGCCACUGUCUCCACUGCUGCUAACACCACUGUGCCCGCUUCUGUGGCCUGCCUCAAUGGCUCAGUGUCAAGUGUAGCGUCGUUGCUGAGCUUGAGGUGCCCCGAACGGCCCACCACACUGCCAAUAGGUGCAAUCAAGUCCAAUGGGGCCUCUUCCCAGAAGCUGGCCCUUCUUGAUGAGACCGACGAUGAUGCAGAAGAGUUCACGGACUCUUCUCUGCCCACCAGCCUGUCAACGGGAACCUCUGCUACCACUGCUGUGUCUUUCACGGUCGGGGACAGCAGCCCAGCAGAACCUCCACAGCUUGUUCGACCCAGGAGCACCCAACUGCUCAACAAGGCGGCGAGUGCCGACGACGCACCACCUCGCCGGAUUCUGACAUCCACUGAGCUCCUGGUGCAGACUGAGCCAUCUUCACCAGCAACACCUGAGAAUGCAAGCCUCGUCACCAUUUCUGAGCCACUGCUCCUUCCGCGGCCGCCGCUCGCGUCAGUGUCUUCCGUAGAGCGACGCAAGAAAGCGGGCAACAUUCUUGUGGCGGCACUCAAGGGAAACUUUUCUGGCAGUGCCGUAGAUGAGGAAAACUCAACAGACUCUAACUCCACGGCGGACGACGACAGUUUGAAGGAAAAGAAAAAGGUGAAGGCAUCUUCCAUCUUCCAGCCACUCAAAAAAAAGAAGCCAAAAGCGUCGUGACUGUCACGUGAAUGAGAAGCCCAGGCUCCGUUUUUCUAGCAUUCCCACCUUGAUGCCUGCCCAGGCACUUGUUUCUGCUGCUGGCUAGAGUUGGCAAAAAUCUUUCCUUGUUCUGUUAUGUUUUCUCUUGUAUUCCGGUAUGUUGCUGAGCACAAAGUGCUGGAAAGCAUAUUGCGUGCCCUUGCCCCAUUAUUGUCUCCUCCCUGCGUCACAUUAACCGGCGCACUUGGCUCUGUCUACACCCGAGCUUAAUUUUUGUUAAUUGGCCGGACAUUUGAACCAGUAAGAGGGUGCUAGAACUGCAACUCUGUGUGGUUGGGAGGGUAUUUGAUUGGAAUGCACUUCAUUACAGUUUUUUUGUUUUCCACAUCUUUAGCAGCACAAGCUGUGCAAAACGCAGUGAUUGAAGGAGCCUUUUUUUGUAUCACCUGCCGUUAUUUGUUACCUUGCAGUUGCACACAUCUGAGUGGUUGUUGCUUGUGUUGGGUCCUCUUCCUUUUUUUGGGCAUGUUUUUGAAAGAUGGCUUUUUCUGUUACCAUAUACGUGUGUCUGCACUUUUUGAUGGCACAGGACUUUUGUUGUGCAGGACAGCAACAGGUGGUAUACAGGUGGUAUGUGCCUAUCUGGUACAUCAAGAACUGUAUUUUUCUAAGUUAUAUUUUGGUAUGGCACAUGGACUAUUGUUUCUGCCAGAAGCCAUCUCAUGCGAGUGCAUCGGCAGGUGUAUUUAGCAGUUGAACUUCGCAUGUGCGUUCUUUUUCUGUGUCCUUGUCCAUUACCUGUUACAGUCCUUUUGGCUGUCAAGAGGAUUGGCUGUCCUUCAGUAUUGUCAAUUAUGAGUAGUUUUGAUGCAAUCUUGAAUUCUAACAAACACAGAAUCAAGGCUCCUAACAGAGUACUUGUUUUCUUUUUCGUUGUUUAAAUUUGCUUGCAUGUCAAAGUGCUGUUGGCAUACGUCUUUCUGCUUCUUUUUCUUUGCAUGCCUUUUUGCUUGCUUCAAAAUGCGAUCAAGUGUCUUCUUCAAUGAGAGAAUUGUUGCCAGGUUGUUAGUGGUAAUCAUUUGGUGUUUCUUUGAGCUAAGCUUCUGAAGAUUACCAAACGUGGUUAUGCACAGUUGCGUACACAUAAAAUGUGAACAAGAAAUUGCAAAUUACAAUAAGUUUGGCAAGUGAUCAAUCCAGAGCACUACCUCUAACAGCUAAAUAAGUGGUUGCUAAAGAUGAUUUGAGCCACAAAUUAAGUGUGCUAGCUAAAGUCAUGCUCAUAUUGUGUAUACUGGCAGUAACAAGAACAAAGUGCAUUUUAGUAACGCUAACUUGUUCUUUUUCCACUUGUUUACAAUUGGGCAUAUCUGCCCUAGAUAAGUGAAUUUUUAAAUUGGAAUGUAGAUGCAGCAGCAGGAUGCUGUAGAUGAGGUUAGGUUCAGCCAACGACCCUGCAUUAUUGCGAACGCAAGGUAAUGGUGACGAUUGUUCAAUCAAUGUUUGUUGUUGGGAUUUGCGUUUUUUUUUUUUCCAAGAAGUUCAGCAUAACACACUCGGAGAUGCAGGCUUUUCGGAGUUGUUAAGUUUAACAGUUCUCAAAAUCUAACUGCGUUUCCAGUUGACUGUAGCGCUAUGGGUGUGCUUGAAUAAUCGCCAUAGUAGCUGCUUUGUCUGAAGCUUGGAUACAUGUAGCCUUAUUGCUCGCCUACCCAGGUAUGAGACUUACAAAGUUUCAUCUUUCACAUGCUCCUUUACAAAGUUUAAACAAUAUGGCAGGCCAGCAAUUGAAUGGUGUGGCUAGCCUGUGUUUGCUAGAAAGGGCAGUGAAAGACCAAUGUGUGUAACUGUCCCAACUGCAGAAUAAUUUUUUGCCUUGUCAUGCCCGUCUGGCGUCAGUAACCAGUGGAUUCUGUAUUGUGCGUACGUCCUUGGUAGCAGUUCUAGUUUGUAGCGUUCUUUGGAGAGUUAUAUAUAUAUAUAUUCUUUUUUUUUUUUUCAAUUUUGAAUGUUGGCCACUUAAGCUGUGACUCUGUAAUCUUCCGUGCACACGUGUGUAACAUGUGAUGCAAGUUGUCGCGCCCACCCCGACCUUCACUUCAAGCCCGUCACGUGGGCAAACUGUGCUUUGGAAGUUUGGGAUGAGCGUUCGCUGCACCUGGUGUUGUGUGGUGCCUGGCGCACUGCUUCACGAUCUGUGAUAUCGGCCGAGGGAUCUCUCGCUAUGGGCUUCGUGACAUACGCAAUACAGUGCACGUGUCGCGACUUUGCUGAAUUAUCAUUAUGCACAUGUGGAUCUGAGCCACCCGCUCGCGACUCCUUCAGAGAGAACAAUAUAUACUAAUAUACCGUCGCGCUUAUUGCUUCAAAGAAGCUGCGGGCUGCUGAGGAGUGCUAUAUACUCUUCUUUUCGCUUGUCACUCAACUUCAAUUGCAUUUCACUGAGGCGUACAAGAAGCCUGCAGCAUUUUAUUUUUUUAUGUGCUCUGAGCUGCAGCAAGAGUACUACCUGGUUAGAGCACUGUCUUGUUUAUUUUGGCAUUUAUCGGCAUUUAGAAAAAAGGUCUGUAGAAGAGUGCUAUUUUUAUGAGCUACUACAAGAUCCUGUUGCUUUGACUCUUGCAGUAGGCAUUGCACAAGAUCUGCUGAUUUUGCAUUUGUAUUUUUAUCUUUGUUGCUGGGCAUGGUUUGUAACAGUCAACAAUAACAUUCUCGGGCUGUAAUUAAAACAUUGGGGUAGCACCUUAUUCGUUGGAAGAGGCUACAGGAAUUCUCGCCCCCAGAAAACGACUCUCUAUUGAACAGUGCAUCAUCGUAACACAGUAAAACAUUGACCUGCCACCAUUCUUGUGACGUUGGUGGCCACCUAUUCAUUGUGCUGAUUGUCACCUGAUAUGUUUUGCUGGUCUUGGUGCAGCAGCUAUGGCAUGAAACUGUUUUCUCAAGUCCAGUGUGAGAGUAUUGAGAUGUAAAAUUCGCAAACAUAACAGCUGCGCCUGAAAAAGCAGCCAAGAUGGGAUUCAUGUCACCGUAUCAGCCAUUGUACAGGGUUCUUAUUAUGAAAGGGAGGAUGUAGUUAAUUGUCAAGCCAAGAUAUGGUUGCACAACUGUCUGUCUUCACAUAUUUUCCUCUUUUCUUUGACUUCACUGUGAAAUGAAAACUUUUGUCUUUGAGUACAGAUGAAGUGAUUUUCACAUGGAUGCCCGUGUCUAUCUCAAUUGCUUCGUACUUCUUGUGCUCACGUUCGGCAUAAACUCGAAGAGCAAAAAAGCCGGAUAGAUUUCCAAUAUUCUGGCACUUGAAUCUAGCACACUCAAGUAAUACACAGCUGUACAAAGUGGUAUUCAAUGUGGGCAGCAAAGUAGACGCACAAGUCAUGUAUGGUAUCUGACACCUUUUACAUGGUAGCUGCUCUCUCGUUACAUUCUAUGCUGUGUUGUGCUGCUAGGGUACUCUGGACUGAAGUGUCGAUCUGCGCCUAUUUGGCGUAAACUCGAACAGGAAAGCUGGAUCUAUUUCCAAUAUUCUGGCACUUCAGCUGCUUGUGCAUCAGUAUUGUAAUGUGCGUCUGCACUUCAAUAUAGCACACUCAAGUGAUACACAGCUGGACAAAGUGGUAUUCGAUGUGGGCAACAAAGUAUACGCACAAGUCAUGUAUGGUAUCUGACACCUUUAACAUGGUAGCUGCUCUCUCAUUACAUUUUAUGCUGUGUUGUGCUGCUAGGGUACUCUGGACUGAAGUGUGGGUCUAAGCCUACUAAGCCAAAAGCUUGUACAGUCUGUGUGCAGCCUGCUUGCCAUACCAACCUUGGGUUUGUAAACCUACGUUUGCUCCUUUACAGCAAAAGUCUUUGCCUUCUCAGUGACAUGUGGUGUACUUGUACUUGCCUCGUGUACAACUUUAUUUCAAACGACUAUUCCCAUGGCUAGCAAUCUCCAGAACAAUCAUGCUGGGUGAGGGAAACGCAGUCGCCAUGUGACUGCAUCUAUGCAGUGUGCGGUUUCGUCACCAAUUGCAAAAUGAGUCUUGGAGCGAAUAAUGUGCUUGCUUCAAAAUAAAAUGAACCCUUUGUCUUUUCCAGGGUGCAGUUUAUAUUGAUUGAUUUGCUGUCAUGUGAUGGCCAAUAAAAGAAAGUCCAUCGUGUCCAUUA
Rhipicephalus microplus (southern cattle tick) is the source of this 6667-nucleotide messenger RNA. RefSeq names its product stromal interaction molecule (gene Stim). Lineage: Eukaryota; Metazoa; Arthropoda; Arachnida; Ixodida; Ixodidae. Gene Ontology annotation, biological process: activation of store-operated calcium channel activity; intracellular calcium ion homeostasis; store-operated calcium entry. The record is from RefSeq and is a predicted model, not a curated record. Gene Ontology annotation, molecular function: protein binding; calcium ion binding; calcium channel regulator activity. Gene Ontology annotation, cellular component: endoplasmic reticulum; plasma membrane.